Messenger RNA from Penaeus vannamei (Pacific white shrimp), 1500 nucleotides. The record is from RefSeq and is a predicted model, not a curated record. Lineage: Eukaryota; Metazoa; Arthropoda; Malacostraca; Decapoda; Penaeidae.
AUGACACAUAUCCUUAACAUAGCAACAGCCCAGUCCCCAAAGAACGACAAUCUGCUCGUACGCUCCCUCUCUUUUACGAGCAUCGAGUGCCCUAAAACACAGCUGCCAGCCCGGAUUCCACGUGCAGGAUUGAGUCCCUGUGGCCCCCCCGUCCCUGCGCCCCCUGUGCCCCUCGCCCCUGCACCCCUCCCUUCGCCCCGGGCGCCCCUGCACCCCUCCCUUCGCCCCCCGCCUCUCGCCCUCGACGUGGCUGCGACGGAAGUACCCGAGCAGCGAGGACCGAGCGGGAGGAGCGGAGGCCAAGCUGCGGGCUCCCUCAAGCGGGCUCCCUCAAGCGGGCUCCCUCAAGCGGGCUCCUUCAAGCGGGCUCCUUCAAGAGGUUUCCCUUCAGAAGGCGGCGCUUUCUCCCUCAAGCCGGGCUCCUUGAAGCAGCGGUGCUCCUCUGAAGGCGGCCGUUUUCCUUUCUUCAAGUACAGCGGGCUCCUUCAGCCGGGCUUCGAAGCGGGGCUCCCUCAAGCGGGCUCCUUCAGGCGGGGCUCCUUCAAGGCGGGCUCGAGGGCGCUCCUUCAAGGGCUCCUUCAAGCGGGCUCCUUUUCAAGCCGGCUCCGAAGCGGUCCUUCAAGAGGGUUCCUUCAAGAGGGUUCCUUGAAGCGGGCUCCCUCAAGCGGGCUCCUUCAAGCGGGCUCCCUCAAGCGGGCUCCUUCAGGCGGGCUCCUUCAAGCGGGCUCCUUCAAGCGGGCUCCUUCAGCGGCGGGCUCCCUUCAGGCGGGCUCCUUCAAGCGGGCUCCUUCAAAGCGCGGCUCCUUCAAGCGGGUAUUCAAGCCUUCGCGGGCUCCUUCAAAGCGGCUCCUUCAAGCGGGUCCUUCAAGCGGGUUCCUUUCAGCUGGGCUCCCCUCAAGCGGGCUCCUUCAAGCGGGCUCCCUCAAAGCGGGCUCCUUGAAGCGAGCUCCUUUGAAGUGGGCCCCUUCAAGCGGGGCUCCUCUGAGGCGGGCUCCUUCAAGCGGGCUCCUUGAGGCGGGGCUCCUUUUCAAGCGGGUCUUCAAGCGGGUUCCUUCAAGCGGGUUCCUUCAAGCGGGUUCAAGCGGGUUCAAGCGGGCUCCUUCAGGCGGGCUCUCCUCAAGCGGCUCCUUCAAGCGGGGCUCCCUCAAGCGGGCUCAAGCGGGCUCCUUGAAAGCGGUGGGCUCCUUGAAGCGGCGGGCUCUCUCAAGCGGGCUCCUCUCAAGCGGGCUCUUGAAGCGGGCUCCUAAGCGGGCUCCUCAAGCGGGCGGGCUCCUUCAAGCUGGGCUCCCUCAAGCGGGCUCCUCAAGGGGCUCCUUCAGCGGGCCCUUCAAGCCCUCAAGCGGGCUCUUGAAGCAGGCGGGCUCCUUGAAGCGGGCCCUUGAAGCGGGCUCCUUCAAGCGGGCUCUUGAAGCGGGUCUCCUGCGGGCUCCUUCAAGCGGGCUCCCUCAAGCGGGCUCCUCAAGCGGGGCCAAGCGGCUCCUUGAAGCGGGCCCCUCUUGA